UAUUCAACAUGGCGGCGUUCGAGGCCCUUUCUCGAAUGGGGAAAAUUUCUUUAAUAUUCAUCUCGAUUUUUCUAUUCAACAUGUAUAUAGCUACGGCGUCCACAAUAAGAGGAGUGGCACUUACUAGGUUACCAUUUUAUGAUCCAUCCAAGGACUUCACCUGUUUGGAUAAAUCUGUGACUGUUCCAUUUAGUAGUGUAAAUGAUGAUUUUUGUGACUGUGCUGAUGGGACAGAUGAACCAGGCACAUCAGCUUGCACUAAUGGAAAAUUUCACUGUACAAAUGCUGGCUUCAGACCCUUAAACAUUCCAUCUUCCAGAGUCAAUGAUGAAUUAUGUGACUGUUGUGAUGGUAGUGAUGAAUAUGAUGGUACUGUGACCUGUCCAAAUACUUGCAAGGAACUUUAUAAAGAGUUGUACCAAAAACAGAGAGAAGAAGCUGAACUGGCAAAGCAGGGGCUUGCUAUAAAACAAGAUUACAGUCAGCAAGGUCAGGGAAAGAAAGAGGAAAGAAAGCAAAAGCUUGAAGAAUUGAAAAAAGAGCUGGAGGAGAAGAAAGCUAUUGUUGAAAACUUGAAAGCUAAAAAAGAGGAAGUUGAAGCAGUUGAAAAGGAAGCUAAGGAUAAACAUGAAAAGGAGUGGGAAGAAACCAAAGCAAAAAUUGUGGCAGAAAGAGAUAAAACAUCCGCUGAGACUUCAUUCAAAGCUCUGGAUACAGAUGAGGAUGGACGAGUGACAACACAAGAGGUUAUUAACACUGAUCUUCUGGAUAAAAAGUAUAAUGAAGAAGAGGCCAGGGAGUUGCUAGGAGGAUAUGAGGAGUCAGAUUUUGAAGGGUUUUUUUCUGCAUUAUGGAGCACUUUCAAGGAAAAACUUGGUGCCAAGCAGCCCCAGCCACCACCAGUAGAUGGAUCAGUAACAACUGAGGGAGAAGAUAAACCAACAGAAGCAGGUGAUGUACUCGAGUCUCCUCCCCCUCCUCCUCCAGUUGAUGAAAAUUUUGAUGAUGAAGAUCUUCCUGACGUUCCCGGUGAAGAAGAAGACGAGGAUGAAGACGAAGAUGAUGAUGAUGAAAGAGACGAACACGUGGACGAAACCAAACAGGAGGCCGAGAAGAAAAUACCUGAACAAAACCCAGAGGAUAGCAAAGAUGAUGAUUUAAAGAUGCCUGACUAUGACGAGGAAACAAAAGCAAAAAUUUCUGCUGCUGAUGAUGCUAGAAAGGAGUUUAAUGAGGCAGAAACAGCUUCAAACGACGCAGAAAGAGAAAUCAGCGACCUUGAACGAACGUUAAACCUGAACCUUGGUCAGCAAGAAGAGUUUUCACCCCUUCAGGGACAAUGUUUUGAAUACACCGACAGAGAGUAUGUGUACAAGCUGUGUCCAUUUGACAGAGCUUCACAACAGCCCAAAGGUGGAGGCUCAGAGACUUCUUUGGGGACGUGGGGAGAAUGGACUGGAGACCCGAAUAAGUACAGUCGUAUGAAAUACUCUGGAGGACAGAGCUGUUGGAACGGACCUAGCAGAUCAGCCGAGAUAAUCCUUCGUUGUGGCUCAGCCAACGAGCUCGUACAAGUAUCAGAGCCGAGCAGAUGUGAAUAUCUCAUGGAAUUUAAAACUCCCGCAGCUUGUCAAGACAUUGAUAUAGAGGGCGCUCAUGCGCAUGAACAUGGCGGAGAACUGUAAUGUGAAAGGACUUAUUUGUACAGAAUUUUCUACCAGAAACGAAACAAAUAUUGAUACUGUAAAUUCUGAAAACUCUGAUUUUUUCAUAAUUACCAGAACUCAAGUUCUUGCAGGUCUUAAAGGGUGUUAACUGAUCAGAUAUAAGCGGUAACUGACUUCUCCCAGCUGGUGCAAAAAAAAAGAAAGUAGAGACCUUAAAGGAGAACAGUGGUGCUAGGAUCAUACAAACUCCAGAUUCUCCCCAUUGUUGGUAUAAGAAAUGUGUGGAUAAGUGCAGUGAGAUUCUAUAUGUCGAUAACAGGUCAUGAUCUUUCAAUUACAAAAACACAAGUUAAAACAGGCGUGGUGAGAUAUUUGAUACAUGGAUACCUCACGAGUUAGGAAAUGAUGAAGUUACUUGCACCAAAUCAGGAACUGCAACUAAAUCUCAAGCUGGAAUGUCAGACCUCAAUUGGCAUGCGAAUUCGCCUUGCUUUGUAGUUUUAAUUUUAAUAAAAACGAUUCCCUUUGUUUGAAAUAAUGAU
Messenger RNA from Stylophora pistillata, 2209 nucleotides. Its product is annotated as glucosidase 2 subunit beta. Gene Ontology annotation, cellular component: glucosidase II complex. Gene Ontology annotation, biological process: N-glycan processing. The record is from RefSeq and is a predicted model, not a curated record. Lineage: Eukaryota; Metazoa; Cnidaria; Anthozoa; Scleractinia; Pocilloporidae.